Tachysurus fulvidraco (yellow catfish) is the source of this 1519-nucleotide messenger RNA. RefSeq names its product forkhead box protein M1-like. NCBI's taxonomy places the organism in Eukaryota, Metazoa, Chordata, Actinopteri, Siluriformes, Bagridae. The record is from RefSeq and is a predicted model, not a curated record. Gene Ontology annotation, biological process: regulation of DNA-templated transcription; G2/M transition of mitotic cell cycle. The coding region runs from base 157 to 1089 and encodes 310 amino acids. Gene Ontology annotation, molecular function: sequence-specific DNA binding; DNA-binding transcription factor activity. The transcript has 7 exons.
UCACAAACUGCUGGAACCAAAUACCUUGUGUGUGUCAACACACUUGGCCAAUAAAUCUGAAUCUGAGUCUGAUUCUGAAUCUAUAGGUUAAUUUCAGCUGCUACUGCUGUUGGUUAAGUUAAGUUAAGGUGGUGGAUUUAAGGUCUCCAGACUGCUAUGAACAGGAUGAUGACGAGUCCCAGCCGCAUUCUGGACCAUCCCACUAGGCCGGACGCACUAGUGAUCGCCACACCAGAAACCACCGCUGUUGGUAGCGUCCUUGAUGCGCUGGAUGCCAGGAUUAAGGAACGUGGUACUCAGGGGCUAAACGAGUUAAUUUUUGUGAUUGGAAAAUAUGGAUCUGACGAUGAAGUUAAAGCUCUGUUCCAGGCCACAUCAGAGGAUAAAAAUCUCCUCCGACCUGAAGCAGGUGCAGCCGGAAAUGACCAAACUCUACCAAACAGUGGAUUGACAAAUGAGCCAAACUGCAGCGUGUUAGAUGACAGCCUGACAAACUUCCAGUGGUUGCGGAAAAUGAACAUGCAAGUCUCAGGUGCUGAGGCAGGAAAGAAAGACUCUGACAAAGAGAAAUUCGAUGGCUGCGUACAGCUCCAGGAGCCACAACACACAGAGAAAGAACCGAGUGCCGUUAAGGGCCCUCUGUCAGAAAGACCACCGUACUCCUACAUGGCUAUGAUCCAGUUUGCAAUCAACAGCAAUGAAAAUAAGAUGAUGAGACUGAAGGAGAUCUAUAACUGGAUAGAAGACCAUUUCCCUUACUUCAGAAAUGUAGCUAAACCUGGCUGGAAGAACUCCAUUCGCAAUAACCUUUCCUUGCACGACAUGUUCAUCAGAGCGAGCACACCAGAUGGCAAGAUCCCCAGCUGGACCAUUAAACAUGAAGCAAACCGCUGUCUGACAUUAGACCAGGUGUACAAGCAACAGAAGCGAGUUGUGGAUGAUCCUAAGAAAGCUACAGUCUGCACUACAGGUAUCCAGUCUGCUAUGAACAGGACGAUGACGAGUCCCAGGAGGCCGACAAUCCUCACGAGGAGGAAACGGCCGUUUGAAAGAAAUGAAGCCGACGAGACACAGAACAAAUCUUUGUAAACUACCAGUUCAUUCAGUCCAUAAUAUUCUGCAAUGAAAGAGUUUUGGUGAUAAAACUGAAGAAAUGUUUAUUGUUCACUCUUAAAUGUACAUUGAAAAUUGACAGCUGAUAAAACCUGUGCUCCAGGUCCCAUAUUCAUAUAACAUUUAAGGCUAAAUGUAGCUCUUAAAGAUAUAGUUCACCCAAAAAUGAAAAUUGUGUCAUUUUUCAAAAUAUCAUCUUUUGUGUUAAACAGAAGAAAGAAACUCGUACAGUUUUGAAACAAAUUGAGGGUGAUGAAAUAACACAAUUCUCAUUUUUGGGUAAACUUUACCUUUAAGAGCUACAUUUAGCCUUAAAUGUUAUAUGAAUAUGGGACCUGGAGCACAGGUUUUAUCAGCUGAUUGUCUUUGGUUGCUUAUAAUAAAUUGGAAUGUUGAUAACACAUAA